CUCAAAAAUAUUGUCUGUAGAUGUAAAUUGAAGUACCGGUUGUGUAUCAAUUUGAAUGUUUUCGUAAAGGGAAGAAUGGAAAUAAGAAAUACUUGGGAUUAUUAAGACCAGAUAGGUUGGAUUUAUGUAAGGUAUGGUUUGUUGAAGACAUUGAUAUUUUAGGAUAAUCAUCCAAAUUUCAAGUAUUCUUUGCCAAUUUAACUCUAAACCCACAUAAAGUGGGAAGUGGAGGAGGACAAUUUAGAAGGGAAGAAACAUUACAAAAUAGUCUCAUUCAAAUUUCAAUAAGUGCUCAAAUUUAUUCUAACAUUCAUUAGGUUAAAAAAAUAAAUGAAAACCAAGUUGCCAAAGUAACAACAUUUUGCAGCGAUGAGAAAACUCUAGCCGUUUUAAAAGAGCACUUGAGAAAUAAGAUCAUCUUCUAAAGAAUUCAAGAUUUUUAUACUCCCCUCCAAACUUUAGGGAAGGGAGCAUCCUCCCGAGUCUUAUUGGUGAGACACAAGAAUACAGAAAAUUAUUAUGCAGCAAAGUGCGUUGACAAAUCCUACAUAAACGAAACAGAAAAUGGACUUGUAUUAGUUUAAACAUAAAAUAGGAAUCAAUGUUCUAAGAGAUAGCCAUUAACAAUGAUCUAGAUCAUCCUUCCUUUAUAAAAUUGCAUGCAGUUUAUGAAGGAGAUAACACAUUCUAUAUGGUUAUGGAUUUAUUGGAAGGUAAAAGCUUGCAUGAAGAAUUAAACAAUCAUAAAAAUGGAUUCCCAGAAGAUACAGUAAGGAACAUUAUGUGGGUAAUAAAUCCAAUAUGUCGUAUAGUAAAUCCUGACUGGAAUAGAAUACAUGCAUGAAAAAUAAAUUAUGCAUAGAGAUUUGAAACCAGAAAACAUUAUGUUAUUGAGAAAAGAUGACUUGAAUUCUCUUAAAAUUGUUGAUUUUGGCUUAGCUACAUACUGCAAUGCAAAUAAGUAGAAAAACUAAUUACUUGAUUAGAUAUUUUUUUCCGAAAUGUGGCACUCCAGGAUACGUCGCACCAGAGAUAGCCAAUCUUGUUGAUAAAACUUUAAAAUAUGAUAAAGUUUGUGAUGUAUUUAGUGCUGGAGUGAUAUUUUUUAAAUUGUAAGUUUAAUCUUUAUUUCAGAAUAACUGGAAAGGACCUCUUCCCAGGAGUGGGAUUCAAUUUAGUAUUGAAAUUAAAUAAGUAAUGUAAAAUUGAUUUAACUCCCUUGCAAAUGAAAAAAAUUGACCCAUAACUCACAGUAUUUAUAAAUAAAAUUUUAGAAUUUAAUCCAGAAAAUGCUUGAAAAGGAGCCAACUCAAAGAAUAACUGCCUCUCAAUGUUUAUAGGAUCCAUUCUUUAUUCCUUGUUAUCAAGAGAGUGGAAUCCAAGGACCAGCUAAAUUAACAACCUUUCAAAAGAAGUAAAUGUUUUCAACUUGCGGAAAAGCCUUCACUACUGAGUUUUAAAACGAAAAUCAAAAGGGAAGUCCCUAAGAUAGAAUUGAAAAUAAAGGAUCCUUUGUUACAUAAGAUAAUACUUAUAGACCAAUUUAAUAAAACUAAUAGAAAAUUAUCUAAAAAUUUAAUACUACUGAAUUUGAUCACAUUGACCCCACUUAAAGUCCAUCUAUGGAUAAUGUAAAAAAACGAUUUUAAAAAGGGGAUCCUAUAGAAGAAGAAGAUGAAAAAUGA
Molecule: messenger RNA, 1685 nt
Organism: Paramecium octaurelia
Lineage: Eukaryota; Ciliophora; Oligohymenophorea; Peniculida; Parameciidae
Source: the annotation of a GenBank genome assembly